ACAUCCGCGAGACUUAGAGCCCGUGUGGCAGCGGUGCGGAGCGGUCGGGUUCUCAGCGGCGUGGAAACUUGUGGUGCUGACAGGCUGCGGCCGAGCCUCUGUGAAGAAGGUGCAAGAGGUUGGCAGCUUCGGUUGAAGCACAUCGAGCCGAGCGGCGGCGGCGGCGGCAGCAGCAGCAUCGUCUAGGAGUCAUGAGCGACAGCGGCGAGCAGAACUACGGCGAGCGGGUUAAUGUUGAAGAAGGAAAAUGCGGAAGUCGUCAUUUGACAAGUUUUAUAAAUGAGUAUUUGAAGCUCAGGAAUAAGUGAAGCUGAAAUUUGAAAAAAUUAAAGAAUGCAUGCUAAUUAUCAGACCAGAAGUCCCACUUGUAGAAUAUUGAGCAAUUUGUGUGAAGUGGGGAAGAUGAAAGAAGUCAGAAUUUGAAACGGAAGAAUGAAGAAAAGAAAUAAAAAUGAAGUUAAGAUAAGAAGUAAUCUGGAAUCAGAAAGCACUACGCUAACUGAAUAGAAGAGUCAGAUGAUUGUAAUGAUGUUGCCUUCAGUUGGAUGGAACAAGUACACAUCAAAGUAAUACUCAAUGAUAGCCAACCAACAGCUGUCUUCUACCCUAUUGGAGAAGCCAAGGAAUCCCGUUCUGCUUCCAGAAGUGGAAGUGCUCAUGGAUCUGGGAAAUCUGCAAGGCAUACCCCUGCAAGGUCUCGCUCCAAGGAAGAUUCCAGGCGUUCCAGAUCAAAGUCCAGGUCCAGAUCUGAAUCUAGGUCUAGAUCCAGAAGAAGUUCUCGAAGGCAUUAUACAAGAUCACGAUCUCGGUCUCGCUCCCAUAGACGAUCCCGAAGCAGGUCUUACAGUCGAGACUAUCGGAGGCGUCAUAGCCACAGUCAUUCUCCCAUGUCUACUCGCAGACGUCAUGUCGGGAAUCGGAGAGGGUGGAAGGGAGGGGGAGAGACAGAGGGAGAGAAACAUCGAUGUGAGAGAGACACAUCCACUGGUUGCCUCCCGCACACGCCCCGACCGGUGCCGGUGAUCAAGCCUGCAACGGAGGCAAAUCCUGAUCCCAACUGCUGUCUUGGAGUAUUUGGAUUGAGCUUGUACACUACAGAGAGAGAUCUAAGAGAAGUAUUCUCUAAAUAUGGCCCCAUUGCUGAUGUGUCUAUCGUAUAUGACCAGCAAUCUAGACGUUCAAGAGGAUUUGCCUUUGUAUAUUUUGAAAAUGUAGAUGAUGCCAAGGAAGCAAAAGAGCGUGCCAAUGGAAUGGAGCUUGAUGGACGUAGAAUCAGAGUUGAUUUCUCUAUAACAAAAAGACCACAUACCCCAACACCAGGAAUUUAUAUGGGGAGACCUACCUAUGGCAGCUCACGCCGUCGUGAUUACUACGACAGAGGAUACGAUCGAGGCUAUGAUGAUCGGGACUACUAUAGCAGAUCAUACAGAGGAGGUGGUGGAGGUGGAGGAGGAUGGAGAGCUGCUCAAGACAGGGAUCAGAUUUACAGAAGACGGUCACCUUCUCCUUACUAUAGUCGUGGAGGAUAUAGAUCACGUUCCAGAUCUCGAUCAUACUCACCUCGUCGCUAUUAAAGCAUGAAGUGGAAGGCUUUCUGAAACCUACCUUAGAGUUUGGAUAUUGUUUGUGGACAAUAUUUUUUAUUGUCUCCUGUUUAAAAAGUGAACAGUGCCUAGUGAAGUUAGGUGACUUUUACACCUUUUAUGAUGACUACUUUUGGUGGAGUUGAAAUGCUGUUCUCAUUCGCAUUUGUGUAGUUCGGUGCUUUGUUCCAAGUUAAGUGUUUUCAGAAAAGUAUGUUUUGCAUGUAUUUUUUUACAGUCUAAAUUUUGACUGCUGAGAAGUUUUUAUUGUACAAAACUUCAUUUAAAGGGUUUUUCUACUGAAUCCAGGGUAUUCUGAAGAUCGAAGCCUGUGUGUAAAAUGCUACCAAAUGGCAAAAAGCAACAAUAAAGUUUGAUUUUUACUUUUCUUUCUAACAUCAGUGCUUAGCAGAAUUGUUCAGACUAGGUUGUCAAUAGUAAAUUUGAAGACAAAAAUGUCCAUUUUCCUUUAGUCCAUGGAACCUACCAUACUUAAUAUACCUGCAACUAAAUAUUAAAAAUUAUGCUCUGUAACUCAGUACUGCUAGUAUUAGAACUAAUGAUCUUUCAAUACAGCAAAUGCUUAAUGCUUAUACUAAUGUGGAUUUGUCAGCCUUUAUGUAAUCUGUAUUAUAUAGCAGGGAAAGAGUGGCACAAUGUAUGGCUUAAAAAGGCUAUUUCUCAAUGAUGGUAUUUCAACUGGUUAUCAGCAAGUGACAAUACAUUCCACCACAAGUGUGCUCUUGUUCUAGCUUUUAGACUAUAUGAAAGAAACUGGGUGCUUCAGAAUUUGGAGAAAGAAACACUACUGUGUUGUGGAUGAACUGAAGACUGCCUGUUCAUUUUUUAAAUAUUAUUUCAGGUCCUUUGCAUACCAGAGGAGGCCCAAUUUCACUCAAAUGUUUUGAGAACUGUGUUAAAUAAAUGCAAAUGAAAAGUAAAGUGCUGGUACAAUUCA
Molecule: messenger RNA, 2541 nt
Organism: Myotis lucifugus (little brown bat)
Lineage: Eukaryota; Metazoa; Chordata; Mammalia; Chiroptera; Vespertilionidae
Gene: TRA2B
Product: transformer 2 beta homolog
Exons: 12
Coding region: 546-1574 (342 amino acids)
Biological process (GO): positive regulation of mRNA splicing, via spliceosome
Cellular component (GO): spliceosomal complex
Molecular function (GO): RNA binding
Source: RefSeq, a predicted model, not a curated record